This is a messenger RNA of Myotis daubentonii (Daubenton's bat), 2001 nucleotides long. It is a transcript of the gene IL1RAPL2, whose product is annotated as interleukin 1 receptor accessory protein like 2. Gene Ontology annotation, biological process: signal transduction. Gene Ontology annotation, molecular function: interleukin-1, type II, blocking receptor activity. The record is from RefSeq and is a predicted model, not a curated record. NCBI's taxonomy places the organism in Eukaryota, Metazoa, Chordata, Mammalia, Chiroptera, Vespertilionidae.
AUGUCCACUGCUUCCAAACCAGUGGAUGGAUGCAUUGAUUGGUCAGUGGAUCUCAAGACAUACAUGGCUUUGGCAGGCGAACCAGUCCGAGUGAAAUGUGCCCUUUUCUACAGUUAUAUUCGCACCAACUAUAGCAUGGCCCAGAGCACUGGGCUCAGGCUUAUGUGGUAUAAAAACAAAGGUGAUUUGGAAGAGCCCAUCAUCUUUUCAGAGGUCAGGAUGAGCAAAGAUGAAGAUUCAAUAUGGUUUCACUCAGCUGAGGCACAAGACAGUGGAUUCUACACUUGUGUUUUAAGAAACUCAACAUAUUGCAUGAAAGUGUCAAUGUCCUUGACUGUUGCAGAGAAUGAAUCAGGCCUGUGCUACAAUAGCAGGAUCCGCUACUUAGAAAAAUCUGAAGUCACUAAAAGAAAAGAGAUCUCCUGCCCAGACAUGGAUGACUUUAAAAAAUCUGAUCAGGAGCCUGAUGUUGUAUGGUAUAAGGAAUGCAAGCCAAAAAUGUGGAGAAGCAUAAUAAUACAGAAAGGAAAUGCUCUUCUAAUCCAGGAAGUUCAAGAAGAAGAUGGAGGAAAUUACACUUGUGAACUUAAAUAUGAAGGAAAACUUGUAAGACGAACAACUGAAUUGAAAGUUACAGCUUUACUCACAGACAAGCCUCCGAAGCCAUUAUUCCCUAUGGAGAAUCAGCCAAGUGUUAUAGAUGUACAGCUGGGUAAGCCGCUGAAUAUCCCUUGCAAAGCAUUCUUUGGAUUUAGUGGAGAGUCUGGACCAAUGAUCUACUGGAUGAAAGGGGAGAAGUUUAUUGAAGAACUGGCAGGUCACAUUAGAGAAGGUGAAAUAAGGCUACUCAAAGAGCAUCUUGGAGAAAAAGAAGUUGAGUUGGCACUUAUCUUUGAUUCAGUGGUGGAGGCUGACCUGGCAAAUUAUACCUGCCAUGUGGAAAACCGAAAUGGAAGGAAACAUGCCAGCGUUCUGCUGCGUAAAAAGGAUUUAAUUUACAAAAUUGAGCUUGCAGGAGGUGUAGGAGCAAUCCUCCUCCUCUUUGUACUGUUCGUGAUCAUCUACAAAUGCUACAAUAUUGAACUGAUGCUCUUCUACAGACAGCAUUUUGGAGAUGAUGAAACUACUGAUGACAACAAGGAAUAUGAUGCCUAUCUCUCUUACACAAAAGUGGAUCAAGAUACUUUAGACUGUGACAAUCCUGAAGAAGAGCAGUUUGCUCUUGAAAUACUGCCAGAUGUCCUAGAAAAACAUUAUGGAUAUAAACUAUUCAUCCCAGAAAGAGACCUGAUUCCAAGUGGAACUUACAUUGAAGAUCUCACAAGAUGUGUUGAGCAAAGCAGAAGACUUAUUAUCAUGCUAACAUCAAACUAUAUUCUCAGACGAGGAUGGAGUAUUUUUGAAUUGGAAAGCAGACUCCAUAACAUGCUAGUCAGUGGGGAAAUCAAAGUGAUCUUGAUUGAGUGUACAGAAUUAAAAGGGAAGGUGAAUUGCCAGGAAGUCGAAUCACUAAAGCACAGCAUCAAACUUCUGUCACUUAUCAAGUGGAAGGGACCCAAAAGCAGCAAAUUAAAUUCUAAGUUUUGGAAGCAUUUAGUAUAUGAAAUGCCCAUCAGGAAAAAGGAAGUACUUUCUCGAUGCCAGAUUCUGGACUCUGCAGAACAAGGACUUUUUGGAGAACUCCAACCUAUACCCUCUAUUGCCAUGACCAGUACCUCAGCCUCUCUGGUAUCAUCUCAAGCUGAUCUCCCUGAAUUCCACCAUUCAGAUUCAAUGCAAAUGAGGCACUGUUGCAGAAGUUAUAAACACGAGAUGCCAACCACCACCUUGUCUGUACCUUCCUUAAGCAACCACCACACUUACUGUAACCUGCCUCUGAAGCUACUCAAUGGACAACUACCCCUUAAUAAUCCCCUGAAAGAUACCCAGGAAUUUCAUAGAAACAGUUCCAUGCUACCUCUAUCAUCCAAAGAGCUUAGCUUCACCAGUGAUAUUUGGUAG